Stomoxys calcitrans (stable fly) is the source of this 6726-nucleotide messenger RNA. RefSeq names its product probable WRKY transcription factor protein 1 (gene X11L). NCBI's taxonomy places the organism in Eukaryota, Metazoa, Arthropoda, Insecta, Diptera, Muscidae. The transcript is spliced from 10 exons. The record is from RefSeq and is a predicted model, not a curated record. Gene Ontology annotation, biological process: chemical synaptic transmission. Bases 730 to 5154 code for a protein of 1474 amino acids. Gene Ontology annotation, molecular function: protein binding. Gene Ontology annotation, cellular component: cytoplasm; plasma membrane; dendritic spine.
UCGAUUAGUCGAACAUCGACUUUUAGAUCCCUAGUUUGUGCAAAUUUGAAGGAAUUACAAACAAAUUGAAGGAAAAAAUGAAAGAAAAAUGCGGCUAAAUCUAAUGCCAUGUGUAAUUUGACAUCAUGAAAGGAUAACUCCGGGCAGCAAUGAAAAUCAAUUAACAAAACAAAUGUGAAAGUUGAACGACGUUGGCCGUCAAAGCAAGCGAAAGGAAUAGAUAACCACCCAUAGCACCGCAAACAUGCUGAAGACUAUCGUAAAAAAAUGGCCAUAAAGAACAUAAAAAUCAAUUAACUUUUGAUGAUUCUGUUCUCCCAGAACAGACGGAAAUAAACAUUGGCGACCAACAACCAAUUGACUGACACAAAGCAAAAUCCGACAGUCGCAGCCAACACGACUCUCAGCUCCCUCACGUACUGCUGCGGAGGGACUUGUGAGAAAGUUGAACGUUUGCUGCGCAAAAACCAUUCCAAGAUUAGAAACAAAAGACAACGCCAUUUAGAAGUUGGCAAUCCCAGCAAAAUACACAGAAAACCUUCAACACAUGCGAAACCUAGGGCCAUCGAAUUAAAAGGUGAAUCCCAGUGUGUAAUCGAGACCAUUCGACCUCCCGCUUGCAGUCAAGAACUUAAAUCAAUCAAUUUGGAAAGCAGAACGAAAACCCCAAUACUGGAGUAGUAGAGUAGCAGUAGUAGUAGACAGUAGUAAAUAGGGAUUAGCAACAAAAUGAAUAGCAACAGUAACAGUGAUAAUGGCUGCGGCACCACACCAGUAGCAAAUACGGUGAAUGAGUUGAAAGGCAGCCAGAACCUGAGUUCAGUAUUCUCGUCCGCAACACAACAUCAGCGCAACAAUUAUGCUAUGGCACCCACACCACCCACUGACCUCUUGUAUCAUCAUCAUGCCGGCUCAGGAUCUUCUUCUUUGGCAUCUGCCGGUGUUGCAGCAGCUUCAACUGUGGGCAGCAGCAACAACAAUACAUUUGGCUCAAUUAACAAAAUGACAGCAACAGUUGAUGGUGGCAGUGUCAACAACACUACAGCCACCACAAUGUCGAUGUCGACGACGACGACGAUGAUGAUGAUGACGACGACAACAACAACAACAAACAACAGUGGCAGCAGCACAACAGGCAGCAGUAUGCACGAUUAUGAUAACAGGCAAUCAAUAAACAAUGGCACAGCCACAUUGGGUGGUGGACCUAGUGGCGGAAGUACUAUUGCCGGCAGUGGGGGUGGUGCGGGCUUUUCUAAACCGCAAGAACGCUAUGUGUGGGAAAUGCGUGCGCGCAGUCCAAAUGUUACACCCGCAAGUACGGUACUUAAUUCACCAGAUCUCAAUACAGACAUGCAGUACAGCAUACAUCCUCAUCAGAGACAGUUGCAGCAAAUACGUGUUGGCCGUAGUCCUGGUAGUCAAUUUGAACAGCAUAACAUACUGCCACAGGGUCUCGCCUCACCCGGCUCACCAACGGAUGUCGGCAAGGCCGAUGGACAUUGUUUACGUGAUGGCGAAAUUGUCGUUUUCGAUGACAUCGACACAAAUUGGAUGAACAAAUCCAAUAACUCAUAUUCAUCAAAUCAUUCCAGUCUACAUCGCGAUUCAUUCCAUGGCAAUGAGGACAUACUGAAGGUAACCAAAAUGAUUGGCCAAUUGCCUAUAGCCGAGUAUGAGGGUUCACCGAGACGUUUUGGCAAUCAGCCACCGCAACAGGGCGGCAUGCAAAAGACAUUGGGAAAUACAUCGGCAGCUGGUGGAAAUAUGUUGCCGAAACGACCCCCGGGUUUUCCGCAGCGCGUCUCACCCAUGGCCGUACUCACGCCACAACAGCAGCAACAACAACAUCAGGAAGCUGCCCAUGCUCGCCAUCAACAGAUGCAACAGCAACAUCAAUUUUACGCUCAGGCCACCAGUAGCGGCAGUUGUAGCAGCGCUUCAUUCUUCAACAACGAUUCCAAUAAGUCCACUGGAAAUCUUAUCGAUAUAGAUGCUGAUGAUAUAUUAGGCAAUGCCUCGCUGGCAGCCAAUCAAUCCCAAAUGUCAAAUCAUGAUUCCACAAAGUCCAGCAAAGUAAAAACACCUACUUUUGAUUAUCUCUAUGAGUUCUCUGAAACACGCAAAGUCCUGGAGGAUUUUUUUAAAGGCAAUCCGGAUGAUGACAAACGUUUUACGGAUUUCACCGAAAGCGGUGACGACAUGGGCAGUUGCGAUACCCAUCAUGAUUAUACAUCCCAGUGUGCGGUUGACGAUGACGUGCACAUCGAACAAUCGUACAUUGGCCAACGUUUAGCUAGAAUACCCAAAGAAGAACUGUAUAUGGUGCAUCGUUCACCCAAGAAACAAAAACAACAACAAGCAGCAGUAGCGUCAACGUUACAACAACAACAGCAGCAUCAGCAACCACAACACCAUCAGGCACAGUCACAUCAACAGCAACAACAACAACAACAGCAGCACCACCAUCAGCACCAGCCAUGUGAUAGUAUUCUGUACAGUGACAAUAACGACAUUGAAUUGUAUAUCGAUUCGAAUAGUCGCAGUAGUGGCGAUUUGGCAGACACAGAAUUGGAGGCGAAUUUGCGACACCAUUCGCGUAAUUUCACAUUGUCUCCGGAGACCACUGAUUACGACUCAAAUUGUGGUGAUUUGGACAGCUUGUCGAAUGAUAUCAACUGCACCACAGACUAUGGCAAACUGUACACGAGCAUGCCCGUGCUAGAGGAUGGCCUAUCCAGUGGUCAUGCCUCUGAUACCGAGAAUAAUUGUCAAAAAUACGAUUCGAAUGGUGCUGGCAGUGGCAGUGGUAGUGGCAGCGGCAGCGGCAGUAACGAGAGCGUGGGUUUAAAUGAAAAAUUGCAACAUCAACAGCAGCAACAAGAAAUGUUGGAACAAAAUAAAUACAACAACAGUUUGAAGCAAGAGUGCAUGGAUAAUAAUUGUAGUGCUAAUAGUUUAAUUACCAAUCUCGUCGAUGUGGAGGAGAUGAUGAGUGGACUUUGUAUUGGUGACGAUGAUGAUGAUUUGAAACCACAACAGCAACAGCAACACCAACAACCACACCAACAUCAGCAGCAGACUCUAGACUUAAUUAAUACCACCACUCCGGAUAAUAGUUGCUGCAAUAAUGAUAGUUCACCCUAUGAACCCAUCUAUGCCACCGUCAAUAAACAGCAACAACAACAUUAUAAAAAUCAACAACAGCAGCAAUCACCUCCACCGCCACCUGCACCGCAACCACACCGUCCACAACAUCAACAGCAUUUGCGUCAUAUAAAACAUCCCGGUCGUGCUGAAUCGGUUGAAAUCCAAGAGGCCAUGAAAGAAAUACGCUCUGCCUUACAAAGGGCCAAAACACAACCGGAGAAAUUGAAAUUUUGUGAUGAAGUGUUACCACCCGAUCCCGAGUCGCCCAUAUGGGUACCACGUAAAAAUGCCGAGGAAUGUAAUGCCUCUUUGGAUGCUGACGGUGUGGUGGGUAUGGAUUCCAAUAAAUCCCAUUGUGAUGAUGAGGAGCCGGAUACUGAUUUGGAAACCGAUCGUUUGUUGGGUCAACAACGAAGUGAUGAUCAGGAUUUCUUUGAUGAUAAGACAAUUUGGCCGAAAACUUCACGCAUUGGCUCUGGUUUAAACUCAAGCGACCAUUCGCCAACCACCUCUGAUAUUGCAAAGGCUCUCCAUGUAAAACCACAAUUUUCAUCGGCCACCAUACGCCAAGGCAUUGGUACAGCUUUGACUCCGAACUCGCCUGAACAUUGUCAAAUGGUUGGAGGCACAGAGAUUCCAAUGACGACGCCUGAGAAGAUAACCUACACUAAAAGUCCAACGGGCUCCAUAAAAUCCCUCAAGGAUUCGGCCAACAGUGAUAAGAAGGCUAAAUCACGCAACAAGGAGGGUUUCUUGGAUCCCAUAGUGUUGAUUGAGGGUGUUCUCUUUCGUGCCCGUUACUUGGGCUCAACACAACUGGUCUGUGAGGGUCAACCAACCAAAUCGACACGUAUGAUGCAAGCCGAGGAGGCUGUGUCGAGAAUUAAGGCUCCUGAAGGCGAGAGUCAACCGUCCACAGAAGUCGAUUUGUUCAUAUCAACCGAGAAGAUAAUGGUUUUGAAUACGGACCUCAAAGAGAUUAUGAUGGAUCAUGCUUUGCGUACCAUUUCCUAUAUUGCCGACAUUGGCGAUUUAGUUGUACUAAUGGCACGCAGAAGGUUUGUCCACUCCGAUCCUUGUAAUUCCAAUGGUGGCUCGGCCAAUGCUGAUGCGGCAGACGCUGGGGCCGGUGGUGGCAACACCAAUACCACAACCACCAAUGGCAAAGACAAGGAUUCCAAGGAAAAUGGUUCCUCUGGCGGCGCAUCGAUCUCAACAUCGAACAACAAACACAAUCGCACGCCCAAAAUGAUAUGUCACGUCUUUGAGAGUGACGAAGCUCAGUUCAUAGCUCAAUCGAUUGGCCAGGCCUUCCAGGUGGCCUACAUGGAAUUCCUGAAGGCAAACGGCAUAGAAAAUGAGAACCUCGCCAAAGAAAUGGACUACCAAGAGGUGCUGAAUAGCCAGGAAAUUUUCGGCGACGAAUUGGAAAUCUUCGCCAAAAAGGAACUGCAAAAAGAGGUUGUGGUGCCCAAGGCCAAGGGUGAAAUAUUGGGUGUAGUCAUUGUGGAAUCCGGUUGGGGCUCCAUGCUGCCCACUGUAGUCAUAGCGAAUUUGAUGUCUGGCGGAGCGGCUGCCCGUUGUGGCCAAUUGAACAUAGGCGAUCAGCUGAUAGCUAUUAAUGGCCUGAGCUUAGUCGGUUUGCCGUUGUCGACGUGUCAGAACUAUAUACGAAAUGCGAAGAAUCAAACAGCUGUUAAAUUUACUGUUGUACCAUGUCCUCCAGUGGUUGAGGUGAAAAUAUUGCGUCCAAAAGCAUUAUUCCAAUUGGGAUUUAGUGUUCAAAAUGGUGUGAUUUGUAGUCUUUUACGUGGUGGCAUCGCAGAAAGAGGUGGAGUUCGUGUUGGCCAUCGUAUUAUUGAAAUAAACAAUCAGAGUGUUGUGGCAGUGCCUCAUGAUACAAUUGUCAAACUGCUUUCAUCGUCCGUGGGAGAGAUUUUGAUGAAAACCAUGCCCACUUCCAUGUUUCGUUUAUUGACGGGUCAGGAGACUCCCAUUUAUAUCUAAAUCUCUAUGAUUAAGCUUUAAGGUCUUACGAGAAAUCAUUAUUAAUAUUAGUAUUAAACUUAAUAACUCCUUUUUGUAUAAUUUUCACUAACUAUUCAAACAAAUUAGAAGGAGCAAACGAAAACAAAAUAACCCCUAAAAAAAGAACAAGACUAGCGUACUUAAAAUAUAGGCAGCAGUUAGGCGAAAAUAGAAACAAAAAUGAAAACCUAAAGAACAAAGCGUAGUAUGUACGCUAAAACACAAGGCUUAUGCAAAGCUUUUCUUUUUGAGAAGAAGCAGACGAAGAGGAAGACGAAGGCCGGCUUACAGGAAUAAUACCAAAAUUUGGCUCAAAAAGCUAAAAGCAGCUUAUAAAACAAUCCAACUAAUCUCUAUUGAGUUUUUCCCCCCCUUGUGACUCAAGGAUAUUAUGAAACACAAAAAUACAAUAGGCAAUUCGAUUCAUUUAAAAUGGAUUCGUUGUUGUUGUUGUAACGAAGAGGUGAUUUUUUCGAAAAGUAUUACACAAAAAAUUGCUCUUGUUUUGUAUUUCUCUUUUGAACAAAGAAAGACUGAAACAAUUUCCCUUUGUUGAAAACUCGCGCGUCGUCAAAACCAGGAACAAACAAGAAAACGAAGAACAAAUUCAAACUCAAUCAUAAUUUCUUGAAACUCCAUACAUUACACAACAAUAUAGGCUUAUACAACCAACAAGUACUUAGGUAUUAUUUAUGAAAAAAAGAAAAAAAAAAUCCAAAAAUCCGAAAACAGAUAUACUCACUCUUGAAUACUAUGUGAAAAAAACUGCUGCAAACUGCAUUUAGCUAAAAAGGAAAAACAAAACCAUAAUACUAAAGUCCUAGAUCCUAAAGUAUAAAAAUUUAUAACAGAAAAAGAAAAAAAGAAAUGCAAGUCUCUAUUUAAGGCUAAAAAGUACACUCCUUCCCCCCAAAAGAAACGAACAAACAAAUGAACACCACCCUACACAAGAACACAUACAAUCAUUAAGUUAAUCAAUCACCCCACCACCCCAGUGUUUUCCGUAAGACUUUGUGUUUUUUUUUUCCUUGUAAUCUAUCGAAAAUAGCUUAUGGACAAAUCUACAUUUUUGAAUUUUUGAUUUAAACAAAAAAAAACUAGUGCCAUUUUUUAUGGGCUUUCGCAUGUUCUUAGGAAGACAAUUUGAAUUUCCCUUAGAUCUUUUGUCUAUUCCAUGAACAGAGUCCUAUACAUACGUAUGUACAUAUAUCUAUACAUAUAUUGAUUGUGUUUAUUAACAUUUAUUAUAACUAUUAUUAUUAUUUUUUCUUUUCCAAUUGUUAUUUAAAUAUUUAAGUUUGUAAUUUUUGCAAUAUUUGAAGAAAUGAACGAAUUUUGUAAAUCAUCAAUGCUUAUAGGGCCCGUAUACAUAAAUAAUUUUUUUUUUUGCAAUUUUCAUUGCAUUUUUGUCUGCAUAUACAAUAUGAGGAAAAAAUAUGAAAUAUUUUUUGUUUGAAUUUAUUAUUAUUGAAUUUUUAGUUAAAUUUUUCCCCCUAUUUUCUGUUUCCAAAAGAAAAAGACCAAGAUUAUUGUAUAAUUUACUGUUUACAA